Symsagittifera roscoffensis is the source of this 6202-nucleotide messenger RNA. RefSeq names its product transcription elongation factor SPT6-like. Gene Ontology annotation, cellular component: transcription elongation factor complex. Gene Ontology annotation, biological process: transcription elongation-coupled chromatin remodeling; nucleosome organization; transcription elongation by RNA polymerase II. Bases 38 to 5044 code for a protein of 1668 amino acids. The record is from RefSeq and is a predicted model, not a curated record. The transcript has 11 exons. Gene Ontology annotation, molecular function: DNA binding; histone binding; nucleosome binding. Lineage: Eukaryota; Metazoa; Xenacoelomorpha; Acoela; Convolutidae.
AUAUAAUUGUUGUGAUAAAAUUAUUAAAUAGUUUACCAUGUCUGAGUUUUUCGAGAAAGAAGCAGAACUAUCUGAAGAUGAAGAAAAUCAAGUGUCUUCUGAUUCAAGCGAUGAAGAAGAGGACGAGGAUGAUGACAAUGCCAUUGAUCCCGAGUUGAAGGACUUCAUCACUGACGACGUGGAGAUGGCAGAAGGCAAUGCCGAGGGAGGUGCAGAUGGGGAAGGGGAGGAGGAUAAUGACGAGAGCAUAAAUCGGAAGAAGAAGAAAAAGGAGAAGAAGAGACCCCUGGAAGAAGAAGACGACGAGGUAGACGACGAUGACCUUGACCUGAUAGAGGAGAACUUGGGAGUAAGGCUGAAGAAGAAGAACAAGUUGACCAGAGUCAUCGUGGACUCGGAUGACGAAAUGGCCAAAGAAGACAUACCAGAGGCCAAAAAGGCAAUCGAGAGAGAUCUGUUCGACUCAGAGGCUUCAGAAGAAGGAGAGUCGGGAGACGAGAAGAAAAAGAAGCCAAAACACAGGGAAGUGGAGAGGCCUCUGGAGCAUCCAGGUGUCCCGGAUGACGACGAGGAGGAAGAAGAGUCUGACGAUGACAAUAUGAACAACUUCCUUGUGGACGACGAUAUGCAACCAGUGUCUAAACCGAAAAAGAAGGGAAGAGGCAUGCAGGAUGAGUUCUUAGCCGAGGCACAGGAGCUGUUCGGCGCUGACUUCGAUAUAGCCGACUUGAAUAAGGUGAAUACAAUGGGGUUAUACGACGACGAAGAUGAAGACGACGAGGAUUACGAUGAAGAUGAAAUGGAUGAAGAUGAUGCCGAUUUCGUUGAAGAUGAGGAGGGCAAUACCAUGAGCGCAAAAUUGCUGAAGAAGAAAGCCGAAAAAAGCAAAAAAGUGAUUACUAAAAACAUUGUCAAGUUCGACCCUACCGACCUGGAAAAAGCACACUACCUGCCAGAGGACGAGAAGAUAAAAGCCCUGGACAUUCCGGAGAGGUUCCAGCUGCGGAAAACGCCAGUGGAGCCGUUCAAAAACGACGAGGAGGCAAAUGAAGAGGCUAACUGGAUCUGGUCACAGGUGUUUCAGAAUAAAGACUGUUUCAUCUCUAAUCAGUACAUCCGGUACCCUUCAUUCAACGGAACACAACUGGAGCCUCUGAAUUUGGAAGGCGACGACUCUAGACCCGGAGAGUUUUAUACAGUUAUGUUUGACGAAAAAGGACGAGAUAGCAUCCAGAAAAUCAGAGAUGUUCUGAAGCUUCUGCGAGACCAAAUGCACGAAGUUCCUUUCAUUCAUACGUACAGACGAGAGUUCUGCGAGCCGGAACUAAACGAAAUGUUUGACCUGUGGACUAUUUGGCAAAAUGAUGAAAAGUGGGUGCAACUUCAGAAACGAAAAGAACAAUUGACUCAGUUGCUCAUGCAAAUGAGGAAUUAUCUCGCUAACUUGACGAGGAAUUCGGAGGAUUACUCGAGAAUAGCGGAGAUCAGACCUCUGGAAGAGUUCGACAUAAGUCAAUUGAGAAAUGCAGAGACUAUGCAGCAGGUUGAAGAUGUAUACCAGCAUUUCAUGUUACAUUAUGGACAUUACAUACCACCCAUGAUCGAUGCCGAGAAAGCAGAAAAGGCGAGAGAAAACGGAGAAUCAGUGAAACCAGAACGGCAACGCAAACGACCAAUAAAACAACAAAUGUACAUGAUUUGCAUCAAACACAAAAUCUACAAUUUCGCAAAUCUUUUUGGACUCACUCCGGAAAAUUUUGGAGUGAAUGUUUGCGACCAGUAUCAGAAACACGAACCGACAACUAGUUCACAAUACCCUUCAGAUAUUGCCUUGGAAUUGGUUUGCGAUAAUUUUCCUACGAAAGAAACCGUUAUUAAUGCGGCUAUUUUUAUGGUUGCACAGCAACUUGCCCACGAGCCUUCAAUUCGCAAAUCGGUCCGAAAAAGCUAUGAAGAUAAAGUAGGCGUGAAUGUGCGACCAACAAAAAAGGGUCUGCAAGAAAUCGAUGAAAAUCACGCUUUAUAUUCUAUGAAAUACCUGAAAGGAAAGCCUUUGCAAUCUUUUCGCGAUGCCGAUUAUUUGAAACUAGCUGAAGCUGAGAAUCAAAAGUUGAUCGAAAUUAAAUUUGAAAUCCAAGAAAACGUCAAAGCGAUGACUGCGGCGACUAUGUUUGGCCUGGAAGGUUAUGUUGAGGACUUGGCUCUUCUGUACUAUCAAGACGGCUACUCAGAAGUCGUGAAGGCUUGGAACGAUUUAAGAAGAAAGGCCGUCCGAAUGGCGCUUGUUGAAAUUUUAUUUCCAAUUUUGGAGAAGGAAGUUAGAGAAAAGUUAACAAGGGAAGCUGAGGAGUUCGUUGUUCGAGAGUCGGUCAAUUACUUGCACUCUUUAAUUAGUGUCGAACCAUGGAAUCCGAGGAACUGUGACAAAACAGACAUGGAUGACGAAGAAGAUGAUUACGAACCGGGAUGUCGUGUUGUCUCAAUUGCUCACGGAGACGACUAUGACGAAGUCAGUUUUGCUGUUUACCUAGACAAAAAUGGAGUUUGCAAAGAUUUUGUGAGACUCCCUAACUUGACUCGCCAUGGACGCAAAAAGGAAGAUAAAGAGCUUCUGAAUAUCGCCUUUGCUUCAUUGAGUGACUUUAUUCAGAGAGUAAGGCCACAUGUUACAGUAGUGUGUACGGGAUCUUACAUUGCAAAAACUCUGGGUAUUAAUGUAGAAAAUUUGUUGAUAAGUUUGGAGAAGGAAAUUCAAUUUCCAAUCGUGGCCUUAGAAUUGGUCAAUGACGAUUUGGCGUCGGUGUAUGAGAAAUCGGCAAAGGCCGUAAAAGAGUUCCCAGAUUAUCCUCCUAUGUUACGCAGAGCGAUAUCAGCUGGAAGGCGAUUGCAGGACCCGCUAGCCGAAUUUUGUCAGAUGGCAGAAGACAAUAAAGACCUGCUGAGUUUCAAGUUCAACGCAUUGCAAGGCUUGGUUCCUCAGGAGGACCUCAUUGAAGCCUUGACUACAGAGCUAGUGUCCAUGGUGAACAAAGUGGGAGUUGAUGUGAACAGAGCGCUGGACUACCCUCAUCAUUCGUACUCUUUAAAUUACGUAUGCGGUCUCGGACCAAGAAAAGCUUCUGCCUUGUUACAGUUCCUCUCUCGCAGAAAUAAAAAGCUAGUUAACAGAACACAAUUGGUGACUGAGCUUAAAAUGGGUCCCAAAUUGUUUGUUAACUGUGCUGGCUUCAUCAAAAUUGACGUCAGAUCUUUCGAUCCGGAAAAUACGGACGAUGAAACCUGGUUAGACCCUCUGGACUCGACUCGGAUUCACCCAGAAACUUAUGAAUGGGCAAGAAAAAUGGCGGUGGACGCUUUGGAAUAUGAUGACGUUGAUGCGGACGAACAAGGUCAACAGAGAACUGCAAGGGCUGUCGAGGAAAUCAUGGAGGCUCCUGAUAAGUUAAAAGACCUGGACUUGGACGCUUUUGCAGACGAACUUAAUCGCCAACAGUUCGGACAGAAGAAUACAACACUUUACGAUAUCAGCUUGGAGCUGUCUAAUCCUUUCAAGGACAGAAUUAGGCACCUUCAGGCUCAACUUCCUCCCCUGGUUAGGUUCGAAAUGUUGACUAAAGAAACCCCUGAGUCGCUAUUUUUGGGAAAGAUGUUGGAAGUAACGGUUGUAGCACUCGUGUCGAGGUUCCCAAAUGACGAGUCACAUCAGAAAAUGGGAAGUUUGGAAAGAUCAGAAAACGGACGCUGGAAGUGUCCCUUUUGUAAUAUGGAUCACUUCUUGGAGAUCCAAGAUGUUUGGAAUCACUUCGAUUCCAAGAAAUGUGACGGAAAAGUAAUUGGAGUCCGUGUCAAGUUGGAAAACGGGAUGUUGGGUUUUAUUCUCACGAAAUAUCUAUCCGAUAACCCGGUGGAACAUCCUUUCGAGAAAGUAAGUCUUGGUCAAACUAUUAAAGCACGUAUCAGAGAGCUUGAGUGCUCGACUUUCAGAUGCGACUUAACAUGUAGAACAAGUGAUUUGGUGGAUGAGUUGAACGAGUAUGCCCCGAAAAAGGAUGAAUGUUACGACAAAGCGACAGAAGAAAGAGAGAAGUUAGAAGUAAAAGCGAAGGCGGAAAAGGAACAGAAGAAAAAGCAGUAUUUGAAGAGAGUGAUAGUGCAUCCUAAUUUUGAGAACGUGACAUUUGAGAAGUGUCUGGAGAGAUUGAAGUACCAGGACCAAGGCGACUGCCUUUUCAGGCCUUCAAGUAAAGGUCCUGGACACUUGACGUGCACUUGGAAAGUGGAGGAAGAUAUCUAUCAGCACAUUUCAAUCGAGGAGCAGCAGCAGGAAAACAGUUUCUCCCUCGGCAAGACCCUCGUCAUUAAUGGACAGGAGUUUGAGGACUUGGAUGAAGUAAUUGCAACCUACAUAAAACCAAUGGCACUGUUGGUGCGAGAAAUAUCAACCUACAAGUACUACUUCAAACCAACAAAUGAUAGAACUAUUAUAGAGCGAGAUCUUUUGCAGCAGAAAAUGGCAAAUCCCUCCAAAAUUCCGUAUUUCCUGACUGCAUGUAUCAAGAGGCCUGGAUGCUUUUAUAUUGUUUACUUGCCUCGACAGUCGGUAAUUUGGGAGUACAUCUCGAUUAACCCUAACGGCUUUAAAUAUCGCAAUAAAGUGUUUGACAAUUUGAACAAGCUUUUGGGCUGGUUCAAAGUCCAUUUUCGAGAUCCAAGACCUGACGCCAGACCGCCCCAGCAGUUGCAAUCUUCAAUAGCAGCAGCUGAUUAUGGGCUGGGUCUGAAUCAAACAAGUCGUGUGCCAGGUAGUUCGAGGCCCCACGCUGACUAUGGUCGUCAAAUGACGCCAAGAUACAAUACACAGUAUGAUUUGGGAUCCAAUCAGAGAUCUUCCUCAAUUUCGCCCCCUCUCGGCAGCCAAUCACACCACAGCAGACCUAACUACAUGUCAGGAGCCGGGGGGUCGAACACUCCUUCCCACUAUGGGUCUCACACUCCGAGUAGAUCACACCACAAUCACCAAGUCCCCCAAUCUACAUACUCAUAGACAGUAGACUGUUGAUUAGAUAGAAAAGGAACUACAGAUGACAAAUUAGUUAAACGUUUCAUACUAGCAGAAGAAACAUGCUGAUAAUUUUCAAAUAAUAGCUCUGAUCUGGUAAAAUUCUGAGUAAUAAAUCUGACACUGAUGGUUUUUUGGAAUUGUAUCGUUUUUUAAUUGACAAAUAUUAAAAAUAUUAACUAAGUUAAAGCUCAAAGGAAAGUUUUGCAGCUUCAAAAAAAUUAUUGUUCCGCCCACUUCACAAAAAAAGGAACGAAGUGCAGUGCGUAUUCAAAUUAUCCGGUAAAUUUCUUAAACUCUGUUGGGCUACGUAAGAGUUUGAUAUAAAUAUGUCCAUGAUUGACUCGGUAGUUUUGGUGUAAUAUUUGAUUUACUAAAAAACCAAAAAUGAUCAUUGCACCAUAAUGAGUGCACCAGAUUAAUUCUGCUAAAAUGCUGAGAAAAUUUUUUCUUCAUCCUUUUUAACCUUAAGUCAACCCAAUUUGAGAAAACCGCGUUUUAAUUUUCAAUUUUAAAGCGUUUUGUCCGGAUAAUUCAAAUCAGCACUGUUUUUUUUCGUCCCAUUUUGACUACCUCGAAGAAAGCUCAUAUUAAAGCCAUAUGAGCUGAUUAAAAAUCCGGUUAAAAACUUCAAAUUUCUCUUACUGUUGAGAAAAACUGGUCUGAAGUUUUCCAUUUUUCAAACUGGGUGGCACGAAAUUUUCGAAUGAUACACAAUGAGAAAAUGAACUUUCAUUUUAAUUAUUCUACAACAUGAAAGUUAUUUUAGCUAUUAUUACCACUCAUUCUUGCAGUUUUUCACUUAUUUCAAUUUUCUUUUCCAAAAAAAAGUAACACGUAAUUUAAACAAAAAAGAACAAAAAAUUGGAUUGUUUAUUUUCAAACUUUCUUUAUUUUGAAUUUGUUUUUAAAUCAGUGAGAUCAGAAUAUUCUGUGCUCGCUUACAGCAACCGCUUGUCCUUAUUCAAAUUUGUUGAUGUUUAUUUGGUUACCGAAAACGAUAUAAACAAUGUGUUGUACUGAUAAAACUUACAAUGAUUAAGUACCUACUGAAUAUAUUUAUGAAUCUGUAAAGGUGUUUUGUGCCGAAAUAGUAAACUCAUUCAAGGUUUCGAGUGAUAAAUUUACUGCUUUUAAUUCUUC